GUCGCGUCGCGUCGCGCGGGCUGGAAACUUCCACGGCGCCGCGCGGCGGUUGGGCAGGGAAGCGGGUGGGUCGUGCAGCGCAGCGAGCAGCAGCAGCGGCAGCAGCAGCAGCUGCGGCCUCCCCGCCGUUCCGCCAUGGACUCGCGCAAGCUGAGCGAGCUGCGGGCCUUCGUCAGGCUGUGCAAGCAGAACCCGGGCCUGCUGCACACCGAGGAGCUGGCUUUCCUGCGCGAGUGGGUGGAGAGCAUGGGAGGUACAAUACCACCUGCUCCAGCCAAUGCCCCUGCAGAAGAGACAAGUAAGGGCAAAGCAGAGGAACAGCCAGAGGAACCAGUUAAAUCACCUGAGCCAGAAAGUGAAGAGAGUGACUUAGAAAUUGACAAUGAGGGUGUGAUUGAACCAGACAAUGAUGACCCUCAAGAAAUGGGAGAUGAAAAUGUGGAAGUAACUGAAGAGAUGAUGGAUCAAGCUAACGAGAAGAAGAUGGAGGCUAUAAAUGCUCUGAGUGAAGGUGAACUUCAGAGGGCUAUCGACUUGUUCACUGAAGCCAUCAAGUUGAAUCCUUGUUUGGCCAUCCUGUACGCCAAGAGGGCAAGUGUUUUUGUGAAACUACAGAAGCCAAAUGCUGCCAUUAGAGACUGUGACAGAGCCAUCAAGAUUAAUCCUGACUCAGCACAGACCUACAAAUGGAGGGGAAAAGCACAUAGACUUCUGGGUCACUGGGAGGAGGCUGCACAUGAUCUUGCAUUGGCUUGUAAAUUGGAUUAUGAUGAAGAUGCUAGUGCGAUGCUGAAGGAGGUGCAACCAAGAGCUCAGAAAAUUGCGGAACAUCGCCGAAAAUAUGAGCGGAAACGUGAAGAAAAGGAAAUCAAGGAAAGAAUGGAGAGAGUGAAGAAGGCACGAGAAGAGCAUGAGAGAGCACAAAGGGAGGAAGAAGCAAGGCGACAGGCAGGAGGAGCUCAGUUUGGUGGCUUCCCAGGUGGCUUCCCAGGUGGAUUUCCUGGAGCUAUGCCUGGAGGUAUGCCAGGAAUGGCAGGUAUGCCAGGUCUCAAUGAAAUUCUCAGUGAUCCAGAAGUCCUUGCGGCCAUGCAGGAUCCGGAAGUUAUGGUUGCAUUCCAAGAUGUUGCCCAGAACCCAGCAAAUAUGUCCAAGUACCAGAAUAACCCCAAGGUCAUGAAUCUCAUCAGUAAAUUGUCUGCCAAAUUUGGCAGUAAACCGUAAAAUCCUUGGUUCUUAAAAAUCAUAUCUGAAUGGGAAGGAUUGAUUUGGCUAACCAGUGUUGCAAUAAAAUGAACCAUUUUACCUCUGAUCUUCCUAAGAAGAGAAAUGGGGUGUUUUAAAGAGAAUUACUCUCUAGCCCCGUGUGUUGAACUUUCUAAUGAUUGGUUUAUAGCACUCAAAUUAUACUGAAAUAACAUACAUUUCCAACCAUCCCUCCUUGCCUAAGAGUUUGCAAACUUUUAUUAAGUAUUAAAGACAGUUUCUUCUGAAUGAAGACUCUUGUAAGAAACUGUAAUAUUCUUGGGGUGUAAGAUACAACCUCUUACAGAUUUUUUCUUUUUUAUUAUUAUUCUCAGUAAGCAAAGAGGAAGGAACUUUAAUAGAUGAAGUCUGUCUUACCCACUUUGGACGGAAUAGUUGAUCUUGUUAUAAAUAGCAAAAGUGAGACAAGUGUGAAGAAUUAACUGGAUAAAGGAAUUGUCUGCAAAUACAAGUCCUUAUUUUUUUAAAUGGGUGACUGACUUUAUAUAGCCAUUAAAAAUUAUUGAUAUAACCAUGCUAGCUAGUUAUACACUGGAACUUCUGGCAGUACUGCAAAUAAUUCAUAUUUUGAUUACCACAACUGUGCAGCAAAGGUACAGUCCUAUCCUUUGCACAGCCUGGCAUGAAAUACAUAUUGCAGAUGCCACAGAGGUUUUGUUGCUUGCUCAAUUCUUGUCCAGCACCUUUAUGUAACAUUUUAUUUAUCAAGCUGGGUGUGGAAGAGCAGCUUACUGUCUGACUUGCGCUCUUACCCUUUCCCGGUUGGCAGGUCCUCAGCUGGUUGCACUUGCCUUUCUUUGGGGCUGUGCUUACCAGGUUUCAUCUAUUUGGAAAUUUUAGGGAAGGGAAUCUUGUUCCUAUCACUACCUCUGUCCUGUUGAAUGCAAGCCAUCCAGAACAUGUAAAUGCAGAGUUCUAAAUCAGUUAAGGGGAAGAGUGCCCAACAAAAUUGCAGCUCUGGAUUCUGAAAGGGUUUGAGCCCUUAAUAUACUUAAAAACAAAAUUCCUUGGCCAAAGUUGUCUUGUUGUCUUUUUUUUUUUUUUUUUUUUUUUUUAAUAAAUCCUGCUGUCUGUUUAGAGAUGUCUCUACCACAUACUGUAGUCUUCCAUCUUUCUUGUAUCCUUUUCUUUAAAAAAACAAAAACAAAAAAAAAAAAACCCAACUUUUGUCCUGGUUUCAUACUUCAAUUCAUUGUGGUGCAGAGGAAAAGGUGAAGUAAUUGGAGCAGAUAAACAUACUUCUAACAUUUGUGAAUUAACAGCAUGGGUAUCCUUGAAAACAGCGUGUCUGUGCUGUUUAUGUUCAAUGGAUUUGUGACUACCAAUAAAGACAAUUGUUGCUUCUGUCUUUGUCUUAGCUGAAACAUUACACUUCCAUGGAGAAAUUAUUAGUUGUUCACCACUUAAUUCUCAACAUUUAUGUGUUAUUCUUUUGUAAUUCUGUAUCUUAAGCCAUAAUUGAUGUUACCGUUCCAUCUGGAUUGGUAUAGGAACUCAAAAAGAAGUGCAAAAAAUAAAUCUCCAAAUGCUUUUUUUGUCAUACUGGUAACCCUGCAGAAUGAAAUGUGAAUCUUUUUGCUUAAGAAAUAUAGUUCUGAAUACUUCUAGGAGCCUUUAAAAAUAAAGUAUGGUUUUGAAAAAUAAAA
Rhea pennata is the source of this 2909-nucleotide messenger RNA. RefSeq names its product ST13 Hsp70 interacting protein (gene ST13). The record is from RefSeq and is a predicted model, not a curated record. Gene Ontology annotation, molecular function: protein dimerization activity; Hsp70 protein binding. The coding region runs from base 136 to 1221 and encodes 361 amino acids. The transcript has 12 exons. NCBI's taxonomy places the organism in Eukaryota, Metazoa, Chordata, Aves, Rheiformes, Rheidae.